AUGUUCGAUACAACGAUUAUCAUUUCUAUAUUUUAUAUUAUUAUUUUCAAUCAAGAAUUCGAUUUAAUUAAUAGUGAAUGUCCGCCUGAUUUGAUAAUAGAACCAUGUUCUUGUGUUUUAACCAUUCCAUCACAUACGUAUUUGUUAUAUGGCGAUUUUAGUCCUGAAACAAUAUAUAUUGAAAAGAAAUCGAUCGUAUGUGAAAAUAUACAUAAUUCAUCAUUUGAUUUAAAGAGCGUAUUUCUCAAUCUUAAUUCUUAUUUAAAUGAUAAUGAAACAAAUUUCGAUAGUUUUCUUUUGUAUAAUACAACUAUCGAACAUAUAGACGAGAAUGUGUUUUAUAAUAUUACAUUUAAAGCGUUAAUGUUUCAAGACAAUAAAUUAUUAACAACGAUCGAUCAAAACGCAUUUUAUUCUCUAAAAGAUAAUGUUGAAGUAUUCGAAACUUUGAACACAAAUUUAUCUGAUAGUAAUACGAUAUUUUCUAUGUUAAAACAAUUUCAAAAUCUUCGCCGUGUGAGUAUGCAUAACGAUCGUUUAACAACCAUUCCAAGUUAUGCAUUUAAUCAUCCGAAUUUAACAAAUAUUUGGUUUGGUCUUGAAAAUCGUCGAACAAAUCAACCGAUUCAAACGAUUGGCCAAUAUGCUUUCUACAAUGUGCCGAAUUUAAGAUUAUUACGGAUAUUUUCGCCCAAUCUAACAGAUAUAAAUAAACAUGCAUUUGCUCAACGUAAUCGAUCAAUCGUUGGUCCGAUAUUAUAUAUUCAUAUCGGUGGACAAAGUUUAAAUUCCAACAGUUUUCCAUUAACAUCAUUGAGCCGUUUUCGUAGUCGAACAGUAUUUCUACGUUUAUAUUUUACAAAUUUGACUUAUUUAGAUGAAAAUAUAUUUCAACCAUUUCUUGAAACAAACCCAUCGUCAAUUAUUGAGAUUAGUUCAACAAAUGUAAAUUUACAGUGUGAUUGCCGAUCAGCAUGGGUUCAGUAUGAUUAUUUACGAGACAUUGAUCAGAUAGAAAAUCGCGUCUAUGGAUAUAAAUGUUGGUCACAUGAUUUUUCUAAUUGUACACUGAGAAGAUUGUUUAGAAAAAAAGACCAUCGAAUUAUUUUGCUUAAAUAA
Rotaria socialis is the source of this 1119-nucleotide messenger RNA. NCBI's taxonomy places the organism in Eukaryota, Metazoa, Rotifera, Eurotatoria, Philodinida, Philodinidae. The record is from the annotation of a GenBank genome assembly.